Messenger RNA from Rotaria sordida, 5583 nucleotides. The record is from the annotation of a GenBank genome assembly. Lineage: Eukaryota; Metazoa; Rotifera; Eurotatoria; Philodinida; Philodinidae.
AUGAGUCGAAAUAUAUCAAAUGUUCGACGUAAAGAUGAUUUGGACGAAUAUUGGUUUGAAAAAAUUGCUGUUACAACAAAGACUGCUGAAGAAAUUCGUGAACAUACAAUUCAAGAAGAUCUACCACCUGUCGCCAGAACAUUAACCAUGCUUGAUUCUCGAUGUGAUAUUCAACGUGGUGUUGGUAUUCGUUCUAUUCCAUCUGUAAUUAUUUCUGAUCGAGAUGAAACAUUUCGUCGUAUAUUACCUAUAUUUAAAUUAAUUAUUGAACAAACAGUUGAUAGUGGAGAACAUUCCGUAGCAGCAGAAACAAUUGUUUCUCUAAUACAACAACAAUCAUUAUCUUAUUCGGAAUUUAUGUCAUUAUUUUCACAAACGAUUUGCACAUUAUUAUUUCCGGCUACUACGAACCGUUUUUCAUUAGAUUUUGGUGAUAUAUGGUGUCAAACAUUAUGCAAUAUAAUUGAUGCUUUUCCAAAUACAACUUCAUUUACUUCGUUACUUGAUUUAAUCUUUAAUAAUAGUUUACAUGGUUCAUAUGUUCGAGAUCGAUUAGCAAUAAUUUUAGCUAAAUUAUCAUGUCGAUUGAAUUCACAAAUCAUUGAAAAUCGUUUAUUGCCUGUAUUCAAAAAUUUUAUCAAUGAUACUAAUGCUGAUAUUCGUGCACUUGCUUGUCAAAAAUUACCAAUUCUUGCUCAAUCAUUCGAUUAUAGUCAAAUAUUAAAUUUGAUAUUACCAUUACUUGUUAUAUUAUCUAAAGAUGAUAAUUUAACUGUACGUCAAACAUGUUUUGAAUCCUUACUUGAUCUUAGUAAUAAUUUCGAUGAUUCGAGAUCCAUUGAGCAAAUUAGUGAAAUGAUUAUUUCACUUAUCAAAUUUGGUUUAUCAUCAAGAACAUCGAAAUUUGUUACAACAAUUGCAUUACGUCUUUCUGAUUUAUGUCAUGCAUUGAUUAUUUUUCAAAUUGAUGAAUAUAAAUUCAUUUAUGAAGUUUUUUUAAGAUUAAGUCAAGAAAAAAAUUUUCCAGAGUGUCGAUUAGCUUGUGCAAAACAUUUUUCGUCAAUUAUUGAUUAUCUUGGUCAUGAUGAGUUAACAAAUGAAUUAGAAAAAUUAUUUUUUGAUUUAUGUCAUGAUAAUGAUACAAAAAUUUGUUCAAUUAUGCCAUCAACAAUAAUUAAUCUUACAAAAUUAUAUAAUAAUAAUAAUAAUAAAGAAGAGAAAUAUAUGUCAAUAAUAUGGAAUGGUUUUUUAUUGUUAUUAAAUAAUUCACAUUUUGAUGUUAUGCUUUCAUUAGCAAGAAAUUUAUUAAAUAUUUUUAUUGCAUUUUCAAGAGAUGAAAAUGAAGGUUUUUUACAUGGAUCAAUUUGUUCAAUACCAACAAUUGCUGAUUCAGAAACAUUUAUAAAUCAACUAUUAGAAUAUGAACGACGAAUAUUUGAAAAUACACUAUCAUGGCGUUCAUGUAUAUUAUGUCUUCAAGCAUUUGUUCAUUUAUCAUAUUUAUUAUCAAGUGAACAAAUUCAAACAAAAAUUUUACCACGUAUUUUGUCGCGUAUAUAUAGUAAACAAGUUUGUGUACGUGAAAUAGCUGUUGAUAGUUAUGUUCAAUUAUUAAGAAAAAUUCCACGACGAUCAAUAAGACGAGGUGCAUUUCAAAAAUUAAAAACUGAUCUUUUAUUUAAUAAAUCUUAUCAAUGGCGUAUUAUGUAUAUAAGAGUAUGUCGACAAAUACUUGUUCAUUAUUCAAAACGAUUUUUUAAAGAAAAUUUUCUUGAUACAAUUCUUUCAAUUGAAUAUGAUCCUGUUUUAAGUGUUCGAAUUCAAUUAGUUCCAUUACUUAUUGAAAUAAAAUCUAUUCUUCGUUUGCCAGCUGAUAGUCAAUCAAUAUUAAAAAUAGAAACAAUGAUGGAAUAUUUUCUUGCUGAUAAAACAUUAACAUUACAUGAUCUUGCAAAUAAUGGUCUUUUACAAUUAGAUCAAAUACGUUCAUAUAAUAUAUUACCAGUAUUUUCAAAUCAUUCAUCUGAUGAUAAUAAUGAUAAAAAAAAAGAAAAUGAAGAAUAUUCACUUGAUGAAAUUGAUAUAUCAUCACGUCGUUCAUUAAGUAAAUCAAAUGAUCAAUAUACAAUAUCAAAACGUCUUACAGAUACAUCAAUAUCAAAUAAACAAACAACACCAUUACGAAGUGCAAGAUUAUUAAAAACAUCAUUGGAUAUUCCUCAACGAAAAUCAUCCUUACCUGCAGAUACAAAUAAUGAAAUGAAAGAUAAUAAAAUUUCUUUAAUAAAACAACGACGUCGACAAACUUUUACUGAUAAUACAAUGUCAACAACAUCGUCACGUUUGUCCAAUCAAACACCAACAAAGAAAAAUUCCAAAUAAAUACAUACGACAGACGGGGCAAAUCGACGGCAUUCGGACACGGACACAGUGAUGCAACAAAUUCACCAUCCCCGCACGAUAGAGCCUACUCGACAUACAUUCAAUUUGGGCUUUGCUGAAAAUGAUGUACCACAAUUAUUUUGUCAAUUGGAUGUACUUCGUCGAUCAGAAGAAGGAGUUGAAUAUGCUUAUUGGAAAGAGAAAGCACGUUGGGUACGUUUUGAAGAAAUAGCAGAAAAUGUUCUUGGUCGUUGGUCAAAACCUCAUGUAGCAACAUUGAUGCAAACAGCUUUAUCAGAUUUAAAAAGUUUAGUAAAUAAUGGAAUUAUUCUUCUUAAUGUUCAAGGAACUGAUUUAACAGCAAUUUCACAAACAAUUGGUCAAGCACUUAUUGAUUCGAAUUAUAUUGAUGAUGUAGAUAAAGCUCAAAAAAUUGUUUGGAUUCUUGGUUUACCACAUUUUCAUCAUCAUGAAAAACGUUCUGUUAUGAAAACUGCAAGUUCAGUUAGUUUAAGUAAACAAGGUCUUCAUCAAAGUCCAAGUUUUAUUAUUAAUCAUCUUUCACGACGAGAUGAUGAAGUUGAUAAUGCACAAGAUAUGUCAGCACUACAUUUAAUUAGUAAACCAUCAACUCAAGAUAUGUUAUUAGCCGAACAUAGUGAAACAAAUGGUACGCCAGAACGAUCGGCCAAGGAUUAUAAUGUAAAAUUACAACGAAAAUUAAGUCGUAAAACUGAAGGUGCAUCUAUAUUAAUAUGUCCAAUUGAUUUUGUUCGUGAAUCAGCAAUUGUAUUUGUACGUCUUGAAAAUGCUAUUGAAUUAUUAGGAAUGCUUGAAAUAAAACUUUAUUCACGUUUCGUUGUUCUUUUAAUUGGACCUGAAGAAAAUGAAAAACAAUUAUUACAAGUUGGACGAACAGUGGCAACAAUAUUAACUGAUGAUAUAUGUAGAGAAUUUGCUUAUACAUCAAAAGAUUCUCAAGGUAUUUUGGAUAUGAUGGAUAGAUUUAUGCAAGAUACAUAUGUUCUUCCACCAUCGGAAUGGGAUCCAACAAUUCGUAUUGAACCACCGUCACAAUAUAUGAGCAAAGAACAACGACAAGCUCAAGUACCAACAGAAACAGUAGGACAAGUUGAGGAGAUUGAUUUAACUCCUCAUACAGAUCCAAAUUUAAAAGCAUCAAAAAGACCAUUUCAUGGUCUUUUCGUCGAUAUUAAAAAUAAAAUACCAUUUUAUAUAUCUGAUUUUACUGAUUGUGCUAGUUUACAAUGUAUAGCAGCUACACUUUAUUUAUAUCUUGUUUGUCUUUGUUCAGUUGUUGCUUUUGGUGGUAUGCUUGGAACGGCAACAGAAAAUUAUAUGGCUACAAUGGAAUGUAUUCUUUCAGCUUCAAUCAGUGGUAUUCUAUAUGCUUUAUUUUCUGGUCAACCAUUAAAUAUUCUUUCGGCAACUGGUCCUAUGUUAAUUUUAGAACGUAUAUUAAAACAUAUGUGCGGAGAUUAUCAUCUUGAUUUUCUUGAAUUUCGUUUAUGGAUUGGUGUUUGGGUAUUUGUACUUUUAUUUAUAUUUGUUGUAUUUAAUUUAAGUUUUCUUGUUAAAUAUAUAACACGUUUUACUGAAGAUUGUUUUGCAUCAUUAGUUGCAACAAUAUUUAUUUAUGAUGCUAUACGUGAAAUUUUAAACAUUCGUAAAACAUAUCCAAUUAAUUAUGAACGAAAUAGUAUAUUUAAUUAUACAUGUUCAUGUGUAAAUAUAACUUCAAUUCAUAAUAAAACAAUAGUUCAUGAUACACAUAUGAUAAAUUAUUUAUUAAGUACAACAAAUUUAAAUCAAACAUUUCAAAAUGCAUGUAUAAACGUAGGUGGUUCUAUAAUUGGUCCAAAAUGUUCACCACCUGUUUAUUAUGCUGAUAUAUUCUUUUAUUCUUUAAUUUUAUUUAUGAUUACAUUUUCUAUUUGUAUGGGUUUACAAGAAUUUCGUCAUAGUAAAUUUUUUCCAUCAAAAAUUCGAACUAUUCUUGGAGAUUUUUCUGUAUUAAUUGCUAUAGUAUUAAUGUCAGGAUGGGAUUCUUAUUUACAUUUAAAUACACCAAAAUUAAAAGUACCAAAUGAAUUAAAACCAACAUUACCACAUGAACGUGGAUGGUUAAUACCAUUUUUUGGUAAAAAUCCUAUAUGGUCAAUACCAAUAGCAAUUAUUCCAGCAUUAAUAGCAACAAUACUUAUAUUUAUGGAUCAACAAAUAACAGCUGUUAUUAUAAAUCGAAAAGAAUUUAAAUUAAAAAAAAAACUUGGUUAUCAUCUUGAUUUAUUUGUUUUAUCUCUUACAGUAUUAUUGCAAUCAUUACUUGGUUUACCAUGGUUUGUAGCAGCUACAGUUUUAGCAUUAACACAUGUUAAUGCAUUAAAAAUUAUGAGUGAAAAUACAGCACCAGGAGAAAAACCAAAAUUUGAAGGCAUUAUUGAACAACGUGUUAGUGCACUUUUAAUGGCUAUUUUAACUGGUCUAAGUGUAUUCUUCACUAAUGUUUUAGCUCAUAUCCCAAUGCCUGUUCUUUAUGCUGUUUUCAUGUUUAUGGGUGUAUCAGCUCUACGAAAUAUGCAAAUUUUUGAUCGAGUUUUAUUAAUGUUUAUGCCACAAAAACAUCAACCUGAUUAUCCAUAUUUACGUCAUGUACGUAUAACACGUGUUCAUUUAUUUACGGCUAUACAAGUUGUUUCACUUGCUGGUAUGUUUGCUAUAAAAAGUGUUAAAUCAAUCGCAAUUGGUUUUCCAGUAUUGGUACUUGCAACAUGUUUUGUACGUAAAUUAAUGGAUAAAAUAUUUACACAAGAAGAACUUUUUUGGCUUGAUGAUAUAUUACCUGGUACUAAACUUGGUCGUGUUCGUCGUACAUCAGCUGCUCGUCAUGUUCAUAUGGAAAAAAAAAAUAAUGAUGAUGAUAAUAAUGAAACAAUAACAAUUAUAAAAGAUACAUCAAUGAAACAAGAUUAUAUCAAUGAUGGUCAUAUGCCAACUAGUGAUUCUGAUCAAUCACAUGCUCCAUUGAUUGUUGUCACAGAAGCAUUACCAUCAGAGGAAUUAGAAGAAGAAGAAAAAACUGAAGAAGCUGAACAUUUAAUUCAUCGUGAAUUACCACCAGAACAAUAUCAUAAUUCUAAUGGUAAUAUGAAACAUAAAAUUGGUUCCACAUCGGUAUAA